This is a messenger RNA of Culex pipiens pallens (northern house mosquito), 617 nucleotides long. Its product is annotated as protein KRTCAP2 homolog. The record is from RefSeq and is a predicted model, not a curated record. NCBI's taxonomy places the organism in Eukaryota, Metazoa, Arthropoda, Insecta, Diptera, Culicidae. The transcript has 3 exons. The coding region runs from base 95 to 427 and encodes 110 amino acids.
UUAAUCAAUUUUGUUUUCAUGUCCAACUCAAGCCGUCCCAACUUCGGUUUCUCUGGUUCUGGCCUCGGUCACGGCCGUGCUGAUCUUCUCCGCGAUGCAGAUGUACCGACCGCUGAUCGCUUCGUCCCAGAUGGCCACAAUCUUCGGAGGAUUCCUUGGUUCUUGGCUCUUUAUACUGUCUCUUACGGCCGUUUCCAACCUGGAAACCGUAGUGCUAGGAAAAGGAUUCCAGGCUAAACUGUUCCCGGAGGUGGCCUUCUGUCUGAUCGGGUCGCUGUUCGCCUGUGGAAUGGUUCAUCGAGUGUGUGCUACUACUUGCAUUCUAUUCUCAAUUGCGGCUCUGUAUUACAUCAACAAAAUUUCCCAAAAGGUGCACAAUGCACCGGUGGUUGUGGACACCUAUGCCGGCAAGAAGAAGAAGAAGUGAGCUAGAGAGACAAGACUGCAAUUCCAAAGCUGUGUGGAAUAGUAACUUGGGAGGGAGCGUACAACAGUAAACUGAACAAAAUAUCUCAAUAGCCAUCGCACACCAUGUACUGUCUCGUGGUAACGACUAUGAUUACUAAGCACUAAAAUUGUACUGUUUACAAUAAAAAAAUAACAUGACAGAAUCAUCA